This is a messenger RNA of Lobosporangium transversale, 6674 nucleotides long. RefSeq names its product nucleoporin Nup186/Nup192/Nup205. Gene Ontology annotation, molecular function: structural constituent of nuclear pore. The transcript is spliced from 8 exons. The coding region runs from base 256 to 6627 and encodes 2123 amino acids. Gene Ontology annotation, cellular component: nuclear pore inner ring; nuclear pore. The record is from RefSeq and is a predicted model, not a curated record. NCBI's taxonomy places the organism in Eukaryota, Fungi, Mortierellomycota, Mortierellomycetes, Mortierellales, Mortierellaceae. Gene Ontology annotation, biological process: nuclear pore organization.
CUUUCAUCCCUUCUGUUCUCAUUACCCUCCCUUCUUUAUUGCUCACCUAUCCAUUCCAUUCAUUCUAGAUCCUGUAUCAGGAAGAAGGAAUAGCAAUUUUCAUUCACUCAUUCCGACCAUCACAUUCACCCUUUCUCUCUUCAGGUAGUCACCGUUUUUGCUGUCUUUGGCGCCGCGAACGAUACGCGUCUGGCGAUAGAAAUAACGCCCCGCAUCCUGAGCCAAAUCAACACAUUUCGACCGACACUCUAAGGAAUGGAACAACAACAACAAUGGAUUCCGGCUUUUGAGGAGCUUGCCGAAAAUGUCUCCAAAGCAUUGCUCUCAGACUCACAUGAGUAUGUUCACGGUGUUGUGCGUCAAUUAGAAACUCAUAAGCAAUCUAUCAUCACUCUUCUGGAGAUACCUGCACCUAAUGUCGGCCACAGAGCUCAGCUGAAGCUUGGCUCGCCGAAAAUCAAUGGCAGGGUACGCACAGUCAAUGAGGAUUUUAUCUCAGAAGCCAUUCUUUUGUCAGAUCAACUGGAGCUUGAUGAAUAUAUUGCUUCUUCACUUCUUGACUAUGGUAUCGAACGGAGAGCACGAUUCGACCGUACAGCUAUUGAAACAGCCAUUAUUUUGUUCCACAGAGAAAAAAUCGCAAUGCUCCAUAUCAUUCAUGCCAUUUUGGAUACGUCAAGUACUUAUGAUGCACCUACAGAGUUCAGCAGGGCAAUAGUCAACUUCAGAGACGAUCUCUUGCAAAGUAACUUAGGCAGUAAGGCCCUCAAUUUGAUCGAGAAUCUAGAGAAGAAGGCAACAGCUCUCAAGAAUGCAAUGACUGAGACGUCAACAUUGGUGGCACAGCUCGGCAUGCCCAUAAACGAAGAUCGUCUUGAUUUCAUCAAGCAGGAGCGCGUUCUAGUUGCCACAAUCAUGUUUGAUAUUGCAUUUUGCCACGAGCUACCUGCUUCAACGGUUAAAUCUACUAUUAUAACCCUGAAGAAAAUGAAUCUUUCUGAUCCACUCGCCAUAUACCUCACUGUCACUGUCAUGGCAGCCUUCGAGGUUUCUCCAGAACAUAUGCGAAUCCGUGGAAAGUCCAGCGAUGAUUUUCCCAUCUACAUGGCUCAAGAGACAAUCUUUACUGACUACGCGAGUUUCAUCACGGAAAAGAAUUGGGCUGUCCCUGCUAUCGGAGCUGUUAUCUUGUUGCAAUUUAGUCUAUGUAUCGGAAAUGUCUACCAAAAUCGUGGGAACGGCCUGUCAGAGGAUGACCUUCAAAGAGUGACUGAGAACGCUGUUACGUCAGAUGCAUUUCAAUUUAUCGCCAAUUAUAUCCUUGGAUUCAAGUCGCAGGUGGUGAUCAAUGGAAACGAGAUUGAGGUCCCUUUUAAGAUGUCCAAUGCAUCGUUGGGUAUUUUGGAUCAAAAUACUGAUGGGUUUGAAACUACCGUUGGUAAACCUGUUGCAGUUCGGAUGGCUGUUGAUGUGCAAGACCAAAUUCUUGUCUUGCUCGAGAUGACGAUGCGUGAUUUCAUUAUCACUAUGCAAACGCUGCUUCGAAAGAUCAAGCACAGAGAAGAGGAUGUGGUCGCUCACCAAUCAUCACUGCGACAAUCACAGAUGCAAUUAGCACACAGGAACGACCUUGAUGCAUUAUUUACUGUCGUUGCUCUUUUGUACAAAGGACGUCCUGAGGCAGGGAUCCGUUUUUGGCCCAAUAAUGAUGAUAGACUUUACAGGUUCCUCAAGUGGGGUGUCGAUUGCAAGAAUACAGCGCGUUCAUUCUUUGAUAUGCUGGGGUCACUUGCUACUGGGCCUCAAUGCGCUCACUAUGCUUAUGAAUUUUUGAAGAGUAAUGGAGGUCGCUACGGGACACAAGGCUCAGCAACGCCCAACACUCUAUGCUCUUGGGGGAAGCUUUUUGAGGCUGUUGACUAUUACACAGAGAGACUUAAUGCUGAAAUUAGUGCCGGGGGACAAGUGGAAAAGAUCCUACCAGAAGAGGAGGCGCUCCUUAAAUCGUUCUUGCAUCUUCUUAGUGUUGUAGCUCAGUACUCCGCAGUUGCUCGCUCCGCCAUGAACGAUUCUAAACAGUAUCAAGUUAUCCAUUCACUCUUUCGUUUCUUCAUCUGUCCGAUCUCUGUGGACCUCAAGGCUAGUAUCUUGGAUGCUAUUGCGGCAUUCGCAACACCUUCAACUAAUAGGAGCGAGACUAUUAACAUGAUAUGGGAUUAUUUGGAGCAAGCAAGAAUCCUACCUAAAUCAUAUGCUACACCUUCGCCUGAGCAGACACUUUCCGCUGGCGACAAGGGUCCAGUUGUUGCGACGUCGCCUCGUCAAGAACAGGAGAGCUUGGAUACUGGAAUCGACUAUGAUAUUGAGGAGAUUGAAGCCGCAAAUAAGACAUUCCCUGAAACUCUCUCGUUCACUCGACUUUUGUGCAAUUUGAUCCAAGUACCUUUAAACCCAGAGGAGCUUUUGUCUGGCGGGUCUCCAUCGAUUUCGUCACAACUUGGAUCCAGUUACCGCCAGCCUGGAGUCAUCCCUUACGUUCGAUUUGUAUUGGAUAAAAUCUUUGUCAAAGCUCUUAACAGAACAUACCGUGUCACGAACGAAAAAUGGAAGGUCGUUGACUCCUGUCUUUGCUUCAUGGAGCGAUGCCUUCUUUCUUUCGACAUUGGUUCUUUUGUGAUUGGAGAGUCCCUCAAAAAGGAUCAAGACGACACCAGUAUCGAGGCGCAAAGGAAAAACGUUCUUCGCGCUUCUUUGCAUCCUGCGUUUGAAGUGUUGACGCGUCUCCUUUCAGGUGGAGACGUAUUGCAUGAAAUAUUUAGAGUCAUCGGGACUGGCGUAGACAUUCUGAAUAAGGAAGAUAAAACAACGCCUUACUUGAAAUCUUCAAUCCUUAGAUGCUUCAGGAUCGUGACCAAGACCAUGCAGCUUCAGGAUGUUUUCAAGGAGUAUAUUAUCCAGAUUCUAUUAUCAUCUGGUAGCAGAAAUUCAGUUUUAUCAUCGCUAGCACCAAUGGAGCAACAUUUAGCUUUUAGCCAUGCCUCUAUUGUUGAUAUUGCAUGCUACAUUAACUGUGAUGUGAGCUUAGAAAUUUGCUCGCUUUCAAUUGAGAUUCUAGACCGACUCUCCGCAUCGCCUCUCUUCACCAGUACAGUAGGCCACAGGAGCACCGCCAUCAACAGGCUAGUUCGACUCUUGCAAACUUCGUCUCUUUCCAACCAAAUUCUCUACGGAUUCGCUCAGAAGCUCGAGGAAGAGGAGGAUGAGCAGACAGACGAGUUCGGCGUCCCCCAUGCCGACCCGUCUAUGGCUAUUGACGGGUUAGAAUCACACAACGCAGUCCAGAAGCGAGCCAUCUUCGCGCCGCCUCCCAUCACCGCCUCCACGGUCCGCCUCCAAAUUAUGCGCCUUUUACUCGACAACUUGGAUGAGUCUCGUAGUCCGCCUUCAAUUGCACAUUUCUUGCUAGGGUACCCAACUGAGUUCAGACUUGCAGGAUCUGAGAAUGUUGACAUCUUGUCCAACAAUCUGUCUAUUACCGCUCUUAAUGUUACUUUGGACUUAUUACGCCGUGGUGUGGAUGGACAGGAUUUUGACUACACUUCUCUGUCAUCCAUUCCAUUAUAUAUCACUCACCCUCAACUUGCUGCAAAAUGCCAAGAGCUUAUUUAUCGUCUCUGUGUAGAGCCGGAGACUACGAAGCCAACGAUGCGCUAUCUCCGAACCAAUGAAGCAUUCUUUUACAGGCAACUAAAGGCACUUCCUAUACGAUUCGAGGAGGGUCUCGAAGGUCCUCAUGGCGUUUUUAUUCGUCGAGAUGGUUCUCAGUUCAGAGCCAACUUUUUCAACCUUCUCUCUCAGCUUUACCAACGCUCAUGGGUCAUGCGCACAGCUGCUUUAGAGCUGCGAGUAGCAUGCGAAACGAAUCAGCGCAGCGAGGCUGUUCGUCUAUUAUCGCUUAUCUUUGACAAUACUGAUAAUGCACGCGCCACCAACAGUGACGAUUUUAUGUUUUCGAUCUCGCGAGCUCGUAAUGGCAACUUGGUUCAGCCUCGUGUGAAGAUCCUGGAGCUUUUAGAUUCGUUUGACUUUGCUUGGGAUGAUGACUUGAAGAUCAAGGACUUGGAACGCUAUUACUUCCCAGAUAUUUCCGAGGACUCCUGUUUAGAGAAGGAUGAGAACGGUAUUGAGUUGUAUAACGCACGUAAAUUAUUCUCACUUCUUGUUGCCCGUAAGUCGCAGCUCGAGAACGAAAAUAUAAUCUCUGGGGUCGCUCACAAGGCUGCAGCACAUGCAGAGAUUGAGGCUAUCAUGGGACAAUGCUUGGCCAAGAAUCAUGCCAGAAAAUUAGAAGCUGCAAGGAGAACAGCGUUUGAAUCUUGGCGCGAGUUAAUCGAGAUCACAUUAGGUCCUGGUUUCUAUUCAUUGAAAGUUGAAAAACGUGAAAUGAUACUUUACGAUAUCUUGGAAGCUGUGCUUGCUAAGCUCCAGAGGGACUGUCCAGUCGACAUCACUACAAUCUUGUCCAAAGUUGUCCUUUCCAUCCUUCAACGCCUCCGCUCAGAUCACUUCCGACAGUUCAUCUUCCAGGCAACUUCAACCGACCCGAACAAAAUGGACACGCGUUUGCCAGCUGAACGACUACAUCGUCUCGCCAGAGGGAUUAUUGCAAGCAUUCUUCGCCCUGGAACAUCAGAAUCUCGAUAUAACAUGUAUUCAGCUCUUGUCAACUAUUUUCAGUAUACACGAUCGGAGGAUGAUACUCUCAAGAGCGCAAAAAGCUCAUCGCUCUACGCUUCAGAUGUUGCAAGGUCGAAGGUAGGCAGCGGCGCUAGAAGUGCCAUCGAGCUUGGAAAUCAGGUUUUGGUAGCGGAGGCAGGUGAGCGUCUCUUGGAGAUCGUGUGUAGAGAUGCUUCAGAUGUCGAUCAAGUUUGCAAGAUCGCUGCGUUCACGCUUCUGAAUACGUUAUAUGGCUUAUUUGAGAAAGAGACUACCAACCGUGUGCUGGUGCAUUUGGUUCAACGUAACUAUUUAAAGCAUUUUAUUGAUAUCAUGGCUCGGGAGGAUCUUGAACUGCAAGCAUGCGUCAAAGGCCGUGUGAGCAGAAUGCCGAUUUUGAGUGAGGCAAGGAUGACCUUAUUCUUGCGUAUUGCUCAACGUAGGGAUGGAGCUGAGCAGUUACUUGAGUAUGGCUUUUUCGAUGUCCUUACAAACUCUUCAGCUGUCAUUGACAUUCGAUCCAACCUGGAUUCUGCUGACUUUGGUCCAUUUGAGCAAACAGAGAGCAAUCUUUAUCACAACAUUGUCUAUCCUAUGCUUCAAGUCGCCGUUGCGAUCCUCGCCAAUCUUGGCCGAAACCAUCGUACAGCCACAUCCAAGGCCGAAUUAUUUGUGACUAGUCAUCAGGACACUUUUGCUUCUAUUCUGAGAGAUAGCGAUGUGCCAACCACAAUUAAUUCUCUUCGUGAGCUGCGUGUCAUCACCGCUUUUCUAAACCAGCUUGCUGGCCACAUCGCAACCAAGUCAGCAUCUGCAGCAUCCGUCUUUGGUCCUUUGCAUAAUCUCUUGUUAGCACUGAUCCCUAAGUACUUUUCUGCUGAUCAAUGGUCACAAUCUCUUCAACCUGUCAGUGACGCUGAAAAGAUGAUGGCAACCACAUUAGCUCCUGCAUUGACUGCUAGAAGUGGAACAUCAUUGUUCGAGCGAGAUGCUAAGAACUUUGCUCGAGAUAUUUGCAAAAACUUGUUGUCGUAUUGUCAAAUCAGCACAGAAAAUGUCAAUCGUACAGCAUCCAAAUCAUUUACACCUCUAUUCACUUGGACGAUUUCAAAUCUGGUCAGUGGCCAUGAUUCGGUUGCAGUACCGUCAUUGGCGACGUUAGUCGGCUUUAUGAGCCGCACGACCAAUGAUGUUCAAGAGGCUCUGCUUCGCCAUCAAACACAAGUAAUCAAACUAGAUAACAUUGCGUCUUUGACUCCUGAGGAAAAACAGGAUAUUUUGCAGUCUUCGGAUGAAGAUUACCUGGAUGAGCUUGUUGCAAUCCAGAGGGAUCAGCUUGCAGUUCAAGUGCUUCAAAAGAUGCUACUAUCGUCCACUCAGGAGAUCAUGUCGGAUCUCUACUUGCUUGAGAUAUCAUUAACUGUGUUUUGGAGACAUUUGGAAUAUUACCUUGGACAAUACGGAGGUCUGUUAGACGGUACAGCGUCGCAAUCAAGAUUGGGAGUCUCACGGUUUGGGCACAAUAGUGUAUUCAGUGGAUUUGAAUCGGGUGCUGGUACUAGUGCUGGGGGAGGCUCUGUUGGCGUAUCUUCACUUAGUUUUGCGCGGAACAGCGGAUUUGGAGGAUUUGGUACUGCGUCGUCGAUGGCAACAAGUAACGGAUCAGGCGAUUUUGGCAUUAGUCUGAAUACAAGCCAAAGUGUGAACCAGAGUUUAUCCAAGAACUUUAAGCCCACUCUCGCGGAAGCACAGGCAUUGAAGAGGGACGCGGGACAUAUGAUUAAACCUGUUUUGGAUAACAUUGCCAGCCUUGACUUGACACAAGAGAGGAUGAGAUGGGAUAGUAGUUCAAGGAAUAGUUUUAUUGAACUACUUGUGCGCAAUAUCCGUGCUCUAGUAGAGCGCACCUAAAAAAAAGACUCGCUUUAAAAAGCAAAAUAAAUUUACAGUAUUACAAC